Triticum aestivum (bread wheat) is the source of this 660-nucleotide messenger RNA. RefSeq names its product DNA-binding protein DDB_G0278111. The coding region runs from base 75 to 419 and encodes 114 amino acids. Gene Ontology annotation, molecular function: DNA binding. The transcript has 6 exons. Lineage: Eukaryota; Viridiplantae; Streptophyta; Magnoliopsida; Poales; Poaceae. Gene Ontology annotation, cellular component: nucleus; cytosol. The record is from RefSeq and is a predicted model, not a curated record.
CAUCUAUUUGAAACCGAUAUUUUUCUUGGUAGGCUGACCAUGACCCAGAGUUGGAGGCCAUCAGGCAGAGGCGAAUGCAAGAGCUAAUGGGACAGCGUGGUGGUGCGGCAAGCCCACAAAAUGCAGGGCAACAAAAGGCUCAGGAAGAUGCAAAGCUGGAAGCUGAGGAACGCCGGCAGAUGAUGCUUGCUCAGAUACUGUCUUCUGAAGCUAGAGAAAGAAUCUCCCGCAUAGCUUUGGUCAAGCCUGAUAAAGCAAGAGGAGUGGAGGAUGUUCUGCUGAGAGCUGCACAAACUGGUGGAAUAUCUGAAAAGGUGUCUGAAGAAAGGCUUAUCUCACUUCUGGAGCAAAUCAACACCCACACAAGCAAACAAACCAAAGUGACGAUUCAGAGGCGUCGCUUUGACGACGAUGACUAGUUGGUAAGCUUGAUGUACUAGCGAAUGGGUGCAGCGGCGUCUGUUGCUUGAUUCAACAACCGUCAAAACCUGACAAACUAUUUGAUUGGUCUUGGGUUGUAUAUGAUCUGGAUAUUAUUUGGUGGGGUUUUUCAUUGAUAACUGUUGGAUGCGUCACUUCUACCCCUGAAACUCUUUGCGAAACCUUUGAGUUGUUGUGGUCGAUUUAUCAAGUUCUAUCAGAUAAUGUUAGUCUGUAUGA